AUGACGGGGCCGGCGUGGCUGCGAGGAGCUCUGUAUGCGGUUCACGUGAGCGCUUGCUUCACUGAGGCCAUGCCGGCAAGCGCACCUCCAUUUUGGGCCCGGCUGGGAGGGGAAGAUGAGAGCAAGAGAUGUCACAGAAAUAAACCAGAGGCAGUAGAAGUAACAUUUGCAGACUUUGAUGGAGUCCUUUACCAUAUUUCAAACCCUAAUGGAGACAAGACAAAAGUGAUGGUCAGUAUUUCUCUGAAAUUCUACAAGGAACUCCAGGAACAUGGGGCUGAUGAGGUAUUGAAGAAAGUCUAUGGAAACUACUUAGUAAAUCCUGAAUCAGGUUACAAUGUCUCUUUGCUCUACGACCUGGAGAACCUUCCUGCAGACAAGGACGCUAUUGUGCACCAAGCUGGCAUGUUGAAGCGCAACUGCUUUGCUUCUGUCUUUGAGAAGUAUUUCAAAUUCCAGGAAGAGGGCAAAGAAGGAGAGAAAAGAGCUGUCAUCCACUACAGGGACGAUGAGACAAUGUAUGUUGAGGCAAAAAAGGACCGCGUCACGGUUGUGUUCAGCACGGUAUUUAAGGAUGACGAUGACGUGGUGAUCGGAAAGGUGUUUAUGCAGGAGUUCAAGGAGGGUCGCCGGGCCAGUCACACAGCCCCACAGGUGCUCUUCAGCCACAGGGAGCCGCCCUUGGAGCUGAAAGACACAGACGCAGCCGUUGGCGACAAUAUUGGCUACAUCACCUUUGUGCUGUUCCCUCGUCACACCAAUGCUGCUGCCAGAGACAACACCAUAAACCUGAUCCACACAUUCCGGGACUACCUGCACUAUCACAUCAAGUGCUCGAAGGCCUAUAUUCACACGCGUAUGAGGGCGAAAACAUCGGAUUUCCUUAAGGUGCUGAAC
Egretta garzetta (little egret) is the source of this 897-nucleotide messenger RNA. It is a transcript of the gene ARPC2, whose product is annotated as actin related protein 2/3 complex subunit 2. The transcript has 10 exons. Gene Ontology annotation, biological process: Arp2/3 complex-mediated actin nucleation; actin filament polymerization. The record is from RefSeq and is a predicted model, not a curated record. The annotation marks the transcript as partial. Lineage: Eukaryota; Metazoa; Chordata; Aves; Pelecaniformes; Ardeidae. Gene Ontology annotation, cellular component: Arp2/3 protein complex; actin cytoskeleton. Gene Ontology annotation, molecular function: actin filament binding; structural constituent of cytoskeleton.